Leptopilina heterotoma is the source of this 537-nucleotide messenger RNA. RefSeq names its product nucleolin 2-like. The transcript has a single exon. NCBI's taxonomy places the organism in Eukaryota, Metazoa, Arthropoda, Insecta, Hymenoptera, Figitidae. The coding region runs from base 1 to 537 and encodes 178 amino acids. The record is from RefSeq and is a predicted model, not a curated record.
AUGUCUUCAUCUCCGAAUAAAAUUGAUAAAAUUGAUUCCUCUAUUGAUGUCAAGCCGAAUAAAGAAUCAAUCAACGAAAACAGUGACGACGAUGAUUUUGUUUCUUUUUUACCAAAAAAAAAGGAAAUUAAAUCAACAAUAGAUUCAUUAAUCUCAGCAGAGAAUGAAAAUACUGACAGGAAAAAUUCUUCUACUUCUUCAGACGAUCUAAUUGAUGAUAAUGAUGAUGGCGUUGAGUCUGAUGAUUCGGAUUUCGAAAAAUUAUUAAGAAUUGCCAGCAGUUUUUGGGAUGAUAAACCUGCGGCAAUUUCGAAAUUAAAAACCGAAGUUGAAAAAGGUUUAAUUGAAAAGUGUUCCAAGAAAGCUAUUAAUAAUGACGAUGAGGAAGAAAAGAAUGAAGAAAUUUUGGAUGAAAAAUCGGAAAAUGUCAAACAGAGAGGCAGAGGAGCCAGAAAGCGUUCAAUAAAAACUGAUAAUAAUACUUCAAAAACAAAAGGUGAGCCUGCAAAAAAGAGAAAAGUGCCUGCGAAAAAAUAA